AUGGAAUUGAAUAUUAGCAACUCAUCGUUGAAUAUUACUGAUGAUAUAAGUAGUUCAAUAAUAUCAACACUUGAACAAAAAAUCAAGUUUUAUAUACUUGUUAUUCUACAAGGUCCAUCAUUUUUUUGUACACUCUUCAUGUUACGUCAUUUUCAAUGGCGUCAUUUACAAACUCAAAUCUAUGGUUUUCUUCUUAUAGUCAAUGCUUUAAUUCUUGGUGUUGAGCUACCUAUUACACUUUAUUUUUUAUAUGAAGGAAGUAUUUAUUUUGAAAAUAGAUGUUCAGCUUGGAUUACUUUGAAUUAUUCACUUUUUCAAUUGAGUAUUUUUCUUAUGACAUGGAUAUCUAUUCAACGUUAUUUAUUUAUUUAUCAUGAACAAUUCAUUUUAAGACAUAUGAUUCUUCUUCAUUAUGGACCAGUUAUAUUUCUUUAUUUAUAUUGUCCAUUACUAUAUGUUGGUAUUGUAGUAUUAUAUAAAUGUAAACCAAUAUAUGAUGUGAAACUAUAUAUAUGUGGUGGUCCAUGUUAUUCAUUAGAAUUAGGUCUUGGUUUAUUUGAUUGGGUUGGAAAUGGUAUAAGUAUGGAACUAACAACAUUAAUAGUUAAUGUCAUAGUUACUAUCCGUCAUUUUAUACAACGAUAUC
Messenger RNA from Rotaria sp. Silwood1, 646 nucleotides. The record is from the annotation of a GenBank genome assembly. NCBI's taxonomy places the organism in Eukaryota, Metazoa, Rotifera, Eurotatoria, Philodinida, Philodinidae.